Aspergillus saccharolyticus JOP 1030-1 is the source of this 1554-nucleotide messenger RNA. RefSeq names its product MFS general substrate transporter. Gene Ontology annotation, molecular function: carbohydrate:proton symporter activity. Gene Ontology annotation, cellular component: membrane. Gene Ontology annotation, biological process: transmembrane transport; carbohydrate transport. Lineage: Eukaryota; Fungi; Ascomycota; Eurotiomycetes; Eurotiales; Aspergillaceae. The coding region runs from base 1 to 1554 and encodes 517 amino acids. The record is from RefSeq and is a predicted model, not a curated record. The transcript is spliced from 5 exons.
AUGACAGCCGACCAGAAAACCGAAACGAACCACCUCGAGAACGUCACUUCCACCGAACCGGCCCCCCACGAUGACAGUCCCCCCACCACAUGGGAGGCAUUACGCCAGAACCCAUUGAUCAUUCUCUUCUGUCUCUACGCGAAUGUCGGAGCGUUGAUGUAUGGCUUCGACAACCUGGUCCUGUCGCUGUCGCUGCAAAAGUUCGGUUCGUUGGUCCAUGGAACGUAUACUAUCCCGGCAUACUGGCAGUCGCUGUGGAAUGCUCUUUCGCAGGUGGCCACCAUGAUCGGGUCGACGGUCGGGGGAUUCAUCUCGGACCGUCUGGGGAGACGGGUUGCCUUUCUGGUGGCCGCGUGUCUGUCGUCUGCGGGAUUCGCGGUCGUGUACACCGCGAACACCCCCGGUGUGUUUCUUGCGGGCAAGAUAAUCAAUGGACUGGCACUGGGGAUUGCCUUGACCACAGGACAGACCUAUGUGUCGGAGAUCACUCCUCUUCCGCUCCGUGGUAUCGCCCUGUCGGCGUACACCUUCUGCAUGAACCUGGGCUACAUGAUCGCCGCAUCCGUGGCUCUGCCCCGACUGACGAUGACCACCGACGCAGCAUACAAGGUCCUCUUCGCCUGCGGCUGGGUCUGGCCCGGCCUCCUCUUUCUUUUCCUUCUUCUCGUCCCCGAAUCCCCGUAUUUCCUCGUCGCCAACGACAAACCCGCGCACGCGGCGCGCGCCCUCACGCGCCUCGGCACCAACCCCGCCCGCAUCCCCGCCCUCCUCGACGAGAUCAUCCGCACCAACGAGGAAGAAAAGCGCCGCGCCGCGCAGUCCAAAGAAGCUUCCUUUCUGGACUGCUUCCGCGGCCCCAACUGGCGCCGCACGCGCAUCAUCCUGUACUGCAACGCCCUGCCGCAGGUGAUCGGGUCGAGCUUCAUGACCAACGGGCCGUACUUCCUGGUGCAGGCGGGCAUGUCGGCGGCGAAGAUCGGGAUGAUGACGGAGAUCGGGAUUGCGUUUGGCAUUGCCAGCUCCUUGCUGACGGGGUAUGUGAUGACGGUGUAUGGACGACGCACGCUGGUGUUGUUUGGGAUGGGGCUGUCGACGGGGUUGUUUACGGUGAUGGGGAUUGCAGGGUGUUUUCCGCAUUCGAGUGCUGCGUUGUGGGUGGUUGGAAUCUUUCUGCAGUUGUCGUGGUGGGUUUACGGCCCCGCCAUCGGCCCUGCCAUGGCGAUUGCGGGCGAGGUCUCGGCCGUGCGACUGCGCGCCAAAUCCCUCGCCCUCGGCUUCACCUUCAACUAUUUCUUCUCGACCGUGUGGAACGUGAUCAUGCCGUAUCUGUACAACUCCGACGAGGCGGAUCUCGGGGGCUUGAUCGGGUGGAUCUUCGCGGGAAUGGGGGCGGUCAUGUUUGUGGUGUUGUUCUUUGAGUUGCCCGAGACCCAGGGGCGGUCGUUUGAGGAGCUGGAUGAGAUGUUCACUGAAAAGGUGGCGACGCGGCGGUUUGCGGAGUUUCAGUGCUCGCGGGUGAUGAUGGAGUAUGUGCCGAAGGGGGUAGAUGAGUAG